Hippocampus comes (tiger tail seahorse) is the source of this 4823-nucleotide messenger RNA. Its product is annotated as protein kinase C beta type. The transcript has 17 exons. The coding region runs from base 262 to 2301 and encodes 679 amino acids. Gene Ontology annotation, biological process: protein phosphorylation. Gene Ontology annotation, molecular function: diacylglycerol-dependent serine/threonine kinase activity; zinc ion binding; ATP binding. The record is from RefSeq and is a predicted model, not a curated record. Lineage: Eukaryota; Metazoa; Chordata; Actinopteri; Syngnathiformes; Syngnathidae.
AAACGAGGAAGCUUUGGGUGUGCGGGUAGCUUUUGCAGCUUGCGGUCUUGCCACCUCCACUCAACAUUGAAAUCAGCAAACAUCCGGCAGCAGGUUCACUGUGUCGCCGUUUCAAUCGCUACUCUCUGAGCAAACCAACCAACGAACAAAAAUAUCAGGACUUUUUUUUCUCAAUUUUUUUAAACACACCAUUAGUUUUGUCUGGCGCAAACUUGCGGUGCCACUUUCAAGUUCAAACUCGGGUAGUCGCUCGGAGGGAGCAUGGCUGACGGUGCGGCGGCGAACAGCGACGGCGAGGACGGACCGAGGCAGCCCAUGAGGGGCUUCGCUCGCCAAGGAGCCCUGCGUCAGAAAAACGUCCACGAAGUGAAGGACCACAAAUUCAUCGCGCGCUUCUUCAAGCAGCCCACCUUCUGCAGCCACUGCACCGACUUCAUCUGGGGUUUUGGCAAGCAAGGAUUCCAAUGUCAAGUUUGCUGUUUCGUGGUGCACAAACGUUGCCAUGAGUUUGUCACGUUCUCCUGCCCAGGAGCGGAUAAAGGUCCAGCAUCAGAUGAUCCGAGGGCGAAGCACAAGUUUAAGAUCCACACCUACUCCAGUCCGACUUUCUGUGACCACUGUGGCUCUCUCCUGUAUGGCCUCAUUCACCAGGGCAUGAGAUGUGACCACUGUAUGAUGAACAUCCAUAAGCGCUGUGUGGCCAACGUGCCGAGUCUGUGUGGAACGGACCAUACCGAGAGGAGAGGGCGUAUUUACAUCAGCGCUGAGAUCAAGACCAACGUGCUCACCGUUACCAUCAAAGAGGCCAGGAAUCUUGUCCCGAUGGAUCCCAACGGUCUGUCAGACCCGUACGUGAAGCUUAAACUGAUCCCGGAUCCUCGCAGCGAAAGUAAACAGAAGACCAAGACCAUUAAGUGCUGCCUCAACCCCGUCUGGAAUGAAACCUUUAAAUUCCACCUGAAGGAGUGCGAUAAGGACCGCCGUCUUUCCGUGGAGGCGUGGGAUUGGGACCUGACCAGCCGCAAUGACUUCAUGGGAUCUCUGUCCUUCGGCAUCUCGGAGCUGCAAAAACAGGGAGUGGAUGGAUGGUUCAAGAUGCUCUCCCAGGAAGAAGGCGAGUACUUCAAUGUUCCAGUUCCGCCGGAGGGGGAGGAGGGCAAUGAGGAGCUACGGCAGAAAUUUGAGAGGGCUAAAAUUGGUCCGGGCAAGAACACCGAAGGCAAAUCUGCCAACGCCGCCCGCUUCGACUCCAAUGGCAACCAAGAUCGCAUGAAGCUGUCUGACUUUGAAUUCCUGAUGGUGCUGGGAAAGGGCAGUUUUGGCAAGGUGAUGCUAGCAGAGCACAAAGGCACCGAAGAUCUGUACGCAAUCAAGAUCCUGAAGAAGGAUGUGGUGAUCCAGGAUGACGACGUGGAGUGCACCAUGGUGGAGAAGAGAGUGUUGGCGCUGUCGGGAAAGCCGCCCUUCUUAACGCAGUUGCACUCCACUUUCCAAACCAUGGACCGCUUGUACUUUGUCAUGGAGUUCAUCAACGGCGGAGAUCUCAUGUAUCAGAUUCAGCAGGUCGGCAAGUUCAAAGAGCCUCAUGCUGUAUUCUACGCCGCAGAGAUCGCCAUCGGAUUGUUCUUCCUGCACCAAAAGGGCAUCAUCUACAGAGACCUCAAGCUGGACAACGUGAUGCUGGACAGCGAGGGCCACAUCAAAAUAGCCGACUUUGGCAUGUGCAAAGAAAAUAUGAACGAUGGAGUCACCACCAAGACCUUCUGCGGAACACCUGACUACAUCGCACCAGAGAUCAUAGCUUACCAGCCCUAUGGGAAAUCCGUCGACUGGUGGGCCUUUGGAGUUCUGCUUUAUGAAAUGCUGGCGGGACAGCCUCCUUUCGACGGUGAGGACGAAGAUGAGUUAUUUCAGUCCAUCAUGGAGCACCAUGUCUCCUAUCCCAAGUCAAUGUCCAAGGAGGCUGUGGCUAUCUGUAAAGGGUUGAUGACCAAGCAUCCAGCCAAGCGGCUAGGCUGCGCUCCAGAGGGGGAGCGAGACAUCAGGGACCACAGCUUCUUCCGCUACAUGGACUGGGAGAAAUUGGAGAACAAGGAGGUGCAGCCGCCUUUCAAACCCAAAGCUUGUGGACGGGACGCUGAGAACUUUGACCGUUUUUUCACGCGCCACCCGCCAGUGCUGACCCCUCCCGACGAGGAAGUGAUUCAGAACCUGGACCAAGACGAGUUCCAAGGAUUCUCUUUUAUCAACCCGGGUUUCCCUGGAAGCGCUCCUACUGCCCCUGCCGCCGAGCAGGCUUGAUUGAAGCUCAUUUAUGGACAUUGGGACACACACACACUCACGCACACACACACACACACACACACACACACACACACACACACACACACACACACUUGAUUCAGGAUAUUAUUGCAAAGCAUUCCCUCCAUGCAACGAGUCGACAACUGACAAAAACAUUCAUGAUGUCAUCGAUUAAUCGACAUCGACUAUCGUCACCUUGCCAAAAAUCUGGUUGUUUAACCACUGUUGGCACAAAACAGUAUCUCCAUGACUUGAAAGUUGUUUGGGCUAUGUUGCUCACAUAACACAUGUAUUGCUUCAUUCGUGAAUCUGUAUUUCUGAACGAAAACUCCGUUGGUGUUCUUUCCAAGUCAUGCAAAACAGCCGACGUCUACUAGUAUUGCUAUUGCUUUACUGCUUGUAGUAUGCCCUGCUCAAUCCCUCGAGCGAAUACCGUAUCGUGAAAGGAUGGCCAAAAACAAAGAGAAAGGGUCGGUUGUGUGAACAAAUUUUGUGUCCGAUAAAUUUUAAAAAAGUGACAUACACAUCAAGAACACACACACAAAUACAUGGGUUCAAAAAAAAAAAAAACAUAAAACAGCAUUCAGAGUAUUUCAUAUGUUCAUUUUCACCCCCCACUUCCCUCCCCAUCUCCUUCCUUGACUCUUCUGGUACACGCUGAGUUUGGCCUGCAAUUCUGAUGCGUUUCUUCAAGUGUCGAUAUUAAUCUCAGUGUCUGUAUGUUUAUUCUUAUCUAGAAUUGGAAUGCUUGACCUUCUCAUGCAUGAGUUUCGAUAUCAGUACUAUAUCACAAAGUUGGACUUGAUACUGUAUUUUACCUUCAUGCCCACAGAGACAGUGGAGGAUGUUUGGGCAUCAUGAUGGUCAAAUAUGGUUUGAAUGGUGUCUUUGAUAGACAAAGCUCCUCUCCGGGGACUAGCGGCUCCUUUCUUUGUGUUUGACAAAAGCAUGGCUCCAACACUUGUUUACAUAAUAUAUGCUGUAUGAGUGCGGAUGGAUGAAAAUGCACUUUUGCAUGCCUGACCUCCCAAGCGCCACGCCUGGCUGUUUUUUUUCACCGCCUGUGCUUGUGUUUGUUUGGACGGCCAUAGGGUCCAUCUUGCUUCCUAUGGAUGAAGCGCUAUCUGACUUGUUGCUCUACAGUUGGCGGGCGAGGAAUGAAAAGAAAGCAGUUUGACCGAAUGUUUGCACGUCGUUUUGCUGAGAUGGAAGCACCAAAUAGGGUUUGAUGUGUUGUGACAAUUUGCCCAGUUGCCUGGCGACUCAACUUAAUGUCAUGAAAAAAAAAAGUGAUGUUUUUAAUGCAACAUUUGCAUGUGCAAUGAAGGUGCCCGUUCAAACUGCAGCAGCACAGAAUGUAACAACAGGUCACACAAGCAGAAUAAUGUUUGUCUUUUGGGUGUUGUUCAACUGAGCAAUAAUUUUGUGGUGACAGGGUCACGUUUGUCAAUCGACGACCACCUUUGCUGGAAGUGAUACGCAUUGGUUGCCUUUUGUUCUUUUUAACACGUAUUGGUUGUCUUUUGCUCUUUUUAACCCCCGACCAACUCAUUCUUAUGAAAUUAUUUCAUCUCAUAUCGCCCGGUGCUAAACUGUCCAUAUCUGUGCCUGAUUAUUCAAUAAUAUAAUGAAUUAUUCACAAGGGUUUUCUUUAACGGACUUUCCCUCCGACUGGCCUUUGAACAAUUAAGCAUGUUGCGUAAUUAUGCUUAAAAAUAUAAUCCAUAAAUUUUAUUGAUGGCUCCUGUCUAUAAAAGUAGAUUAUAUGAUAACAGUUGAGAACCACUGCUCCAGCAUGAUCCUUGACACUUGCGUACAAUAUUAGAGGAAAAUAUUAAUAUCUCUCAAAAAUAUUCAAAUGGCACCUACUGGUCAGUCAUCUCUUUAAUACGACUUUCUUAGUGCUUUGUCAUUUUGGAAAAAAAUUAUGAUAGAGUUCAACUAAAGUACUGGACACAUCCAAGUGGACUGCGCAAUUGCUAAUCGUGUUGUGGCUCGUCGGUUUAAAGUACCAAAAUAUUCAGUGAUCAUGUGGACUGAUUUUCUUUCAUUAUUAAAAUCCUCAAAUAUAUUGAGUUGCUACUAUCACCUUCCCUGCCCAUUAAUAUGAACGUGUAAAUAAUUGUGUGAUCCCUCGAUGCGGCUAAAAAGCACCACAAUGCACCUCCAUUGUUGUUUAUUUAUUGUCGAAAGUCCUUCGCUGUAUUAAAACGGAGAGCAAGCAGUGUCAGAGUUAACAAAUGCAUAGAAAUGUGCGCUCUACGUCGUAAAGGUGUGUUUGUAUUACACAAAAAAAUAUGUAUAUAUAUAUAUUCCUGCAUGAAAAAAAAGAUGUUUAAUCAUUGAGCGUUUACAGUAUUUCCAUGUAACCCCUUAGGAGGCUUCGUGUUUUUGUGCUUCAAAUGUUGAAUGAACCAAGCUCUUUGGUGUGCAAACGAUGUGGGAAGAAAAGGCUUUUUACAAUGUUGUCCGUGUGCCAAAUUUCUAUGAUUUUACAACACAAGGCUUGCAAUAAAAAA